Messenger RNA from Lampris incognitus (smalleye Pacific opah), 2069 nucleotides. RefSeq names its product G protein-coupled receptor 4 (gene gpr4). The record is from RefSeq and is a predicted model, not a curated record. NCBI's taxonomy places the organism in Eukaryota, Metazoa, Chordata, Actinopteri, Lampriformes, Lampridae. Gene Ontology annotation, biological process: G protein-coupled receptor signaling pathway. Gene Ontology annotation, molecular function: G protein-coupled receptor activity. The transcript is spliced from 4 exons. Bases 888 to 2006 code for a protein of 372 amino acids. Gene Ontology annotation, cellular component: membrane.
GGAGGAUCUUGCCGGUCGCGUCCGCAGGUCGUCCGCUGUAGCGAGGUUUAUUUGGCGUAUGGACGACACGCGUUUCCGUCGGAGGUGACGGCGGAUUACCAACUCGAAAUAUGUCCAGGGUCCCGGAACAGAGCGGCCCAAAGUCGGGGGCCUUUUGGAACUGCGCUUGUGUUUCUAGUAUGACCGUGUCUGCCGGGCCGAGUGGGUCAUCACAACCCCAAGGAGCCUAGAGUCUCUCUCUCUUUCACACACACACACACACACACGCACACACACACACACACACACACACACACACACACACACACACGCAUGCCAGAGACGGCGGCGACCCUGGCAGACGCCUCAUCUGUAGGAGAUUGAUGAGGCUGUGUGCGGCGAGAGCAGCCCCGGCUGGGCGCCAUUAAGAAAGCUUUCAUCUCACUUCGUGUUCAACCUCCCCCCCCCCUCCCCCGCCUCAUUUUGAGGGUCUCAGAAGGGGGGCGGGCUCCGACGUGCGACUGUGGAUUAUGACUGAUGGCUCCACCGAGUGAAGAGGACGACGGCGCCACUGGACCGGCGGCGGCACCGUGACCGGCCCCAGCCGCCCCGCCCCCUCCGCCGAACCCGCGAAGAUGUCCGCACCACUUUCACUUUUGCGCUCGCGUGGCGGCCAUCUUGGAUUACUCCGCUGCACCUGGUUUACGGGAGGUCGACGUCAUCACGCCGCGCCACAGUCAGAACACGACACACGCAAGGGAGGCAAACCGCAGAGCUGAGAGAGGCUUUCUCAAAGAACGACAAACAGACGAAUAAAACCAUCUAUCUAUCUAUCUAUCUGUCGAUCUGUGUCACACAUACACAACAAAGACAAGCCAAUACACAAACCUUGCGUUGCAGGACGGACAAUGUGCAACAUCACUUUCUGUGAUGUGGCUAGUAAGGUGGACCAGUACUUCCAGCCCACGCUGUACAUCAUAGUCAUCGUUCUGGGGCUGCCCACCAACUGCAUGGCCCUGUGGGCUGCAUACAUGCAAGUGCGCCAACGUAACGAGCUCGGCAUCUACCUGAUCAACCUGUCGGUGGCGGACCUCCUCUACAUCACCACGCUUCCGCUGUGGAUCGACUACUUCCUGCAGCACGACCACUGGAUCCAUGGCCAGGAGAGCUGCAAGCUCUUCGGCUUCAUCUUCUACACGAACAUCUACGUCAGCAUUGCCUUCCUCUGCUGCAUAUCCCUCGACCGGUACCUGGCCGUGGCCCACCCCUUGCGCUUCACAAAGGUCCGGCGAGUCAAAACAGCCGUGGUGGUCAGUGUCAUGGUAUGGAUCAUUGAGAUCGUGGCCAACUCCGCUCCUCUCUUCCAUGACGAGCUCUUCCAGAACAAGUUCAACCACACCUUCUGUUUCGAGAAGUACCCCAUGCAGGACUGGGUGGCCGGGAUGAACCUCUACAGAACAUUCCUGGGUUUCCUGGCCCCCUGGGCGGCCAUGUUGGUCGCCUACCGCGGCAUCCUGGCCGCCGUGCGUUGUAACGUCUCCACGGAGCAACAGGAGAAGGCCAAGAUCACGCGGCUGGCGCUGAGCCUCAUCCUGAUUGUGUUCUUCUGUUUCGGACCGUAUCACGUGCUGCUCCUCUGGAGGAGUGUCUUGUUCCUGAAGGCGCCUUGUGACUGCGGCUCAGAGGAGAGCCUCUUUGCAGCGUACCACGUCUCGCUGGCACUGACCAGCCUCAACUGUGUGGCCGACCCCAUUUUGUACUGUUUCGUGAAUGAGGGGGCGAGGCACGACGUUGGCAAAGCUCUCUCCACGCUGCUGGCCGCCGCCUGCUACAAGGGGCCCUCCUCUUCCUCGCCGUCCCACGCCGACAUGCUCGCCGCCGGCUCGGUCUCCAUGGAGACGCCGCUGUCAGCGAAGAAGCAGCCAAACGUUUACGGGGAUGGGGAGAAGACGAGCAGUUACAAGAUAGAACUGGUGGCACUGAAGGAAGAGUGUCUACAGAUGACUAUCCUCGGUGUUGGAAAGUGAGUUCCACCGAGGAAACGUAGUUCCAGUACUAUACAACCAAAUGGGCAGAUGGUGGUGCUAAAA